UCCCAGCAAAGAACAACCCAGCCUAAUGAAGUCACAGCAUAUUUGGUGGCUAUGGAAUGGUUACUGAAUGUUGAGGGAAGCAGGACAGAAAACUUGUAAGAAAGAGAAAUGAAAUGGAGGAUACAGGGGGAUGGGGGUGGGGAGGAAGCAUAAACCGGUGUGAUCUAAACUGAAGCAUGUUGCAGGUUCUGUUUCUAAUCUUCCCUCUCAGUCCUUGUCUGAAUCAGGAAACAUCUAUCUCCAAAAGGGAAUUUACUGAUAUCUGAUUCUGGCCAGCUCCUGGAUACAGGGCGAGUUCAGACUUGCCUUGGCUUACGUCCUAUUAAAGCAGGCUAUUUUGUUGCAUCAGUUUUGCUGCCAGGAUUCCUAUGAAUAUACACCCAAGUCUAUUCUUCAGGGCUUUCAUGCUGGAGUUAGCAGGGGCUAUUCUCUCAUACGACCUCUGACAGUGGAGGUAGAACAUAUUCAUCCUGGCUAGUAGCCAUUCAUAGCCUUACUCUCCACAAAUUUCUCCAGUCCUCCUUCAAAGCCAUCUGAAUUGCUAGCCAUUGCCGCCUCCUGUGGGUGUGAGUUCCAUAGGUUUAUUGUGCACCAUAUGUGAAGAAAGAGUCCUGGAAGCUUGUGACUCCUCCCUUCCCAAGUGAAAGAUGGUUCUGCUACGCCAGUUUGGGCUUCUUCUCUGGAAGAAUUACAUCUUGCAGAAGCGACAGAUUUUGGUCACGAUCAUAGAGAUCUGCCUGCCAUUGUUGUUUGCUGCCAUCCUCAUUGCCCUCCGUCACAGAGUACAGGCGGUUGACCACCCGAAUGCCACCACCUAUCACAGUCUGCCGGUGUCUAAGCUGCCUUUUUCCUCUCAUUGGCACCCACACAACUUGGAGCUUGCCUAUGUCCCCGUUAACAACACGGCUGUGAAGAGCAUCGUGGAGACUGUGGCGAAGGCACUGGAAAUCAAUACCAAAGCUCGAGGCUUCCCUUCUGAGAAAGCCUUUGAAGACUACAUCAGGUUUGACAACCGCUCUGGCAAUGUUCUAGCUGGCAUUGUCUUCGAACAUCUCUUAGCUCACAGUCGAGAGCCCCUGCCACUGCAGGUGAGUUACCGACUGCGUUUCAAAUACAGCCCUAGGAAUGCCCCUCGGAGUGAGCAGACAGGCCUGAACCCUAACCUGGACCGUGAUUGGCACACCAGCUACCUCUUCCCACUGUUCCAGUUACCAGGACCCAGAGAACCCAACUUGCAUGAUGGAGGGACACCAGGGUAUUACCGAGAAGGCUUCCUGGCAGUGCAGCAUGCUGUGGACAAGGCAAUCCUACAGUCCCACAUCAACACUUCUGCGGAAGGUCUGCUGGAAAGGUUCAUGGUGGUCAUUCGCCGUUUUCCCUACCCACCCUACGUCAAUGACCUCUUUGUGCUGGCCAUUCAGAACCAGCUUCCCCUGUUGCUCAUGCUGAGCUUCACCUAUACCUCGCUCAACAUAGUCCGCGCUGUGGUGCAUGAGAAAGAGAAGAAGCUGAAGGAGUACAUGCGAAUGAUGGGCCUCAAUAACUGGCUGCACUGGAGUGCCUGGUUCCUCAUGUUCUUCCUCUUCCUUUUGGUCUCCAACUUCUUUGUCACCAUCCUCUUCUGCGUAAAGGUGAGCAAACAGGGAGCGGUGCUCACAAACAGUGACCCCACUCUGGUGUUUACCUUCUUGACCGUCUUCUCCAUCGCAUCCAUCUCCUUCAGCUUCAUGAUCAGCACCUUCUUCUCCAAAGCAAACGUGGCGGCAGCUGCUGGGGGCUUCCUCUACUUUUUCUCCUACAUUCCAUACUUCUUCAUCUCCCCACGCUACGACACGAUGACACACAACCAGAAGCUUUCGUCGUGCCUCAUUUCCAACGUCGCCAUGGCUAUGGGAGCACAGUUGAUCGGCAUGUUCGAAGGGAAAGGCACUGGGGUGCAGUGGAGGGACCUUCUGAAACCAGUCAGCGUGGACGAUAACUUCACUGUGGCUCACGUCUUAGGGAUGCUACUCCUGGACUCAGUGUUGUAUGGCUUGGUGGCCUGGUAUGUGGAGGCCGUGUUCCCAGGAGAGUAUGGCAUCCCCCAGCCCUGGUACUUCUUCUUGAUGCCUUCGUAUUGGUGUGGAAGUCCUCAGACAGUGCUGGGAAAGGAGAAAGAAGAGGAAGAAGACCCAGAGAAGGCCCUGAAAAGCCAGUACAUAGAAGAGGAGCCAUCGAACCUUGUUUCAGGGAUCAAAAUUAAGCACCUGUCCAAGGUGUUCAAGGUGGGGAACAAAGCCAAGGAAGCCGUACGGGACCUGACCCUGAACAUGUACGAAGGGCAAAUCACAGUGCUUCUGGGGCACAAUGGUGCUGGGAAGACAACGACUUUGUCCAUGCUCACAGGACUGUAUCCUCCAACAAGUGGCCAAGCAUACAUCAAUGGCUAUGAGAUCUCCCAGGACAUGAAUCUGAUUCGAAAAAGUCUUGGCCUCUGCCCUCAGCAUGACGUCCUCUUUGACCAAAUGACAGUGGAAGAGCACCUGUACUUCUACUCUGCGUUGAAAGGUUUUCCUGCAGAGAAAUGUCUAGAGGAGAUUGACCGCAUCCUGCACAUCCUCAGCCUACAGGAGAAACGCUUCUCCCUGUCUAAAGCAUUGUCUGGGGGGAUGAAACGGAAGCUCUCCAUUGGCAUCGCACUCAUUGGAGAUUCCAAAGUGGUGAUGCUAGACGAGCCAACUUCAGGCAUGGAUCCGGUUUCUCGCCGGGCCACUUGGGAGCUUCUGCAGCAGCAGCGGAGCACCCGCACCAUCCUGCUCACCACACACUUCAUGGACGAAGCAGAUCUGCUGGGCGACCGCAUUGCGAUUAUGGCUAAGGGGGAGCUCCAGUGCUGUGGGUCUUCGCUCUUUCUCAAGCGUAAAUACGGUGCAGGAUACCACAUGGUGAUGGUGAAGGAGCCGUGCUGCAACCUUGGCGAAAUCUCCCGCCUCAUCUAUCAUUGUGUGCCCAACGCCACCCUGGAGAGCAACGCUGGGGCAGAGCUGUCCUUUAUCCUCCCCAAAGAGAGUACGCACAGGUUUGAGGCUCUGUUCACAGAGUUGGAGUUACGGCGGGAAGAGCUGGGCAUUGCCAGUUAUGGAGCUUCAGUCACCACUAUGGAGGAAGUUUUUCUCAGAGUUGGCAAGCUGGUUGAUUCCAGCAUGGACAUCCAAGCCAUCCAGCUGCCAGCUUUGCAGUACCAGCAUGAACGGCGAUCCAACGACUGGGCCAUGGAUGACUCCAGCAGCCUGAGUGGGAUGACUGACAUGACGGAUGACAGCGGGGCUCUGAUCACGGAAGAUUGCUCCAACAUCAAGCUGAACACGGGGUUCUACCUCUGCUGCCAGCAGUUCUAUGCCAUGUUUAUGAAGAGGGCCGUCUACAGUUGGCGCAACUGGAAGAUGGUGGCAGCGCAGUUCCUGGUGCCUCUGAUCUUCACUGCCUUCGCCCUGAUUGUGGCCAAGACCUUUCCAGGCCAACGAGACUCUUCCCUGCUCAAGAUGACCUUAAAUCCAUAUGGACAGACUACAGUGCCCUUUUCUGUCUCCCAAGAAUCCACCCUGGCCCAGAGACUAGGAGAGCAGUAUAAGGAUAUCGUGGACUCUCAGCACCAAGGGCCACUGGAGGUAGUGGGUGACCUGCAGGAAUACCUGAUUUCUCGAGCAGCUGAAGAAGGAGGAGCCUUCAACGAGCGCUACAUUGCGGCAGCUUCCUUUGAAGAAACCGGGGAUCUAGUGAAGGUGACGGCUCUCUUCAACAACCAGGCGUUCCACUCGUCUGCCGCAGCCCUUCUCCUGGUUGACAACGCCCUGCUGAAGCUGCUGGUUGACCCCAAUGCUUCCAUCUCCGUGGCUAACUACCCACAGCCCCGCAACACAACAGAGACCGCGAAGGACCAGCUCAUGGAAGGCCAGACGGGUUUCGCCAUUGCAAUCAACUUGCUAUAUGGAAUGGCAUCGUUGUCCAGCACCUUCGCUCUCCUGCUCGUCAGCGAGAGGGCCAUCAAGGCCAAGCACGUCCAGUUUGUCAGCGGGGUCUAUGUCGUCAAUUUCUGGCUCUCGGCCCUCCUGUGGGACCUCAUCAACUACCUCACGCCCUGUGUGCUCAUGCUGGUAAUAUUCCAAGCCUUUGACGUGAAAGCCUUCACCCAGGACAACCACCUUGUUGAUGUGAUGCAGAUCUUCCUCCUUUACGGCUGGGCCACGAUCCCCCUCAUGUAUCUGCUCAGCUUCUUCUUCUCUGUGGCUUCUACGGCCUACACACGCCUCACCAUCUUCAACAUCUUCUCAGGGACAGCCAGCUUCCUAGCAGUUACAAUCAUGAGCAUUCAAGAACUUGGAAUGGUGGAUCUCUCAAGGAUGUUGGAUAAAAUCUUCUUAAUCCUGCCCAAUUACUGUUUGGGACAAAGCAUCAGCAAAUUCUACCAGAACUAUGAGUUCAUUCAGUUCUGCACCUCGUCGAUCGAGUCUCUCCUUGUCUGCAAAGUGUUUAAUAUUACUUUCCAAACCAAUUACUUUGCAUGGGAGAGCCCAGGGAUUGGCAAAUACUUGACUGCCAUGGCUGUACAGGGGCUCGUGUUCCUCAUCUUCCUCUUCCUCAUUGAGACCAACAUCCUUUGGAGACUGAAGAACCUUGUCUGCAACGUGCAUCGGAGGCGGAAGUGGAUGAUGCUGCUGAACCGAGUCCCUGUCCUUCCAGAAGACCGAGAUGUUGCAGAUGAGAGGAAGAAGGUUUUGGAGUCACCAACCGCAUCCCUUUCAUCACUGAACAGUCCCUUAGUCAUCAAGGAGCUUACCAAGGUGUACAGCAACAGGGACUCAUGCCUGGCUGUGGACAGAAUAUCCUUGGCAGUCAACAAAGGAGAGUGUUUUGGGCUUCUGGGCUUCAACGGGGCAGGGAAGACCACCACCUUCAAGAUGCUGACGGGGGAUGAGAGCAUCACAUCGGGAGACGCCUAUGUGGAUGGGCACAGCAUCCUGGCCAACAUCAAGAAGGUCCAGCAGCGGAUUGGCUACUGCCCUCAGUUUGAUGCCCUUUUGGAUCACAUGACCGGGAGGGAGACCUUGAGCAUGUAUGCCCGGCUGCGAGGGAUUCCCGAGCGCUACAUUGGCAGCUGUGUGGAGAACAUGCUCCGAGGGCUUCUCUUAGAGCCACAUGCGAACAAGCUCAUCAGGACGUACAGCGGUGGCAACAAGCGGAAACUGAGUGCGGGGAUAGCUCUGAUUGGUGGCCCCCCUGUCAUCUUCCUGGAUGAGCCCUCCACCGGCAUGGAUCCUGUUGCCAGGCGCCUACUGUGGGAUGCAGUUGCCAGGACACGGGAGUGCGGGAAGUCCAUCAUUAUCACUUCACACAGCAUGGAAGAAUGUGAGGCUUUGUGCACCCGGCUGGCCAUCAUGGUGAAUGGGCAGUUCAAAUGCCUGGGGAGCCCGCAGCACCUGAAGAGCAAAUUUGGCAGUGGGUACACCCUGCUGGCAAAAACCCACAGUGAUGAUGAGGAUAACCUUCAGGCCUUCAAAAUGUUUGUGGAGAAGACUUUCCCAGGGAGCAUCUUGAAGCAUGAACAUCAGAGCAUGGUCCAUUAUCACCUCACCAACAAGAACCUCAGCUGGGCACAGGUGUUCGGGGCACUAGAGAAAGCCAAAGAGAAGUACUGCGUGGAGGAUUAUUCCGUCAGCCAAAUCUCCUUGGAGCAAGUCUUCAUGAGCUUCACCCGUUUCCAGCACUACACAGAGGAUCAAGGGAAAUGAGACGGAGCCCCUCUGCCUGCUCCGCACAGACUGACCCUGCUGCCUAUACAUAGUAUAUAUAGAGACAGUAAUUUAUAUUAUCAGCCAUGUGUUCAACCAUGCAUCAAAAGGACAGACAUUCUCAACGAAGCGGUGGUGGUGGUGGUGGGAGAUCUCCUUCUCUCCGCAGUGCCGGGAUCAAGAGGAAGAGCGUGCAUGAUGUGCGUGUGCGUGUGUGUGUGUCAUGGUGUACGUCCGCAUGUGGCGAGGCAUGGGAAAGAGCAGCAAAGGGCUGCAUCUCGAGGCAGCACAGCCAGCCUGUGGGUCUUAACUAGCUCUCCCUCCGCCUUUAAGCCAACCAGAGAGGACAGUGCCGCACCACCAUGCAGGUAAUGAACUUCUGGUGCUGGGAUGACUGGUGGACCCUGUCUUUCGCAUCCUCUCCUCCAGGACUGGGUCAACAUCUAUGUCAUUGGCCCAGUGUGCCUCUGCAAGUGGGGCACUGGCAACGCACACGUCUGUCUGUCUGUCUGCAGCCCAUGUCUGUAUGAGGAAACAAAACGUCCCCGUGUGGUGUAUCCGUCCAGCCCGACGUCCUUUUCGCCACUCGUUUUCCUCAGGUGGAGCGGGACGAGGAGGGCAGCAUGCAACCGGUCACAGUCUCCACCUCACUCUGGGGUCCCCAUCAGAUCUGGGAUUAUUUAUUUAUUUUCCACGGUGGGCGGGGAGAGAUAAUGCAUUUUGCUUUUCAGACAGCUGUGAGGCUGAGCUUAUCGUAGUAGGAAUUCCGCCGGCACCAUCCUUGCACAUUCCUUCAUCCAUGUCACUAACCUUAAAUGUUCACGGAGAAUCUCCUUCGAGGUGGUUUUGCUGUAGUUUAGAGCAAUGUUCCUCAACCUUUGGUCACCCCCCCCCAGAUGUUGUUUGUUUACGCUUCCCAUCACCUCCAGGGAUAUGAACAAGCUGGAACAUGAGUAGAGAAGGGCAGCCAAGAUGAUCAAGAAACCAAGCCUUACGAGCAACGGUUGUGGGAGGUUGUGGGUAGGUUUAGCCUGGAUAAGAGGAAAUGGAGAGGAGAUAUGACAGCCACCUUGGAAUAUCUAAUGUGGAAGAAGGAGCAAGCUUGUUUUCUCCUGCUCCGGAGGGUAGAACCCGAACCAAUGGAUCCAAAUUACAAGAAAGGAGAUUCCGACUAAAUAUUAAGAAGAACUUUCUGACAGUAAGAGCCUAUUCAGCUCCUUCAGAAGGUGCUGGGCUCUCUUUCUCUGGAGGUUUUUAAACAGAGGUUGGAUGGUCAUCUGUAAGGGAUGAUUGAGUUGUAACUCGAUGACCCUUUGGGUUCCUUCCAUCUCUACAAUUCUUCAAAUCUAUGAUCCCUAACCAUUGGUUAAACUGGCUGGGGAUGAUGGGAGUCAGAGUCCAGCACCAUCUGGGGACCAAAGGCUGAAGAGAACUGAUUUAGAGAAACUAGCCGAAAGCUUCCACCAGCCAUGGAUCAUGGGAGAGUUCUCUGUUGUAUGAAAUUCUAGCCAAUUGCAAAGAAUUGGAACCGCCACUCGGCAACUUGUCAUUUUGUCUGUGAAUGCUCCAGGACCAACUAAUCAUGUACUCUGUUACGGCUUGGUUCUGGACCCAGGUGGGGACAUUGUUUUGCACUUUUGGGGUUUGUAGCAACCAAGUCAUCCUUGUAGAAGCAGGGGCUGUUGUCAGAUGGAAGCAUCUCCUCCCCCUCCUCCUCCUCUGAAAUCUGGAAGGCUGUGAAGGUAUUGGUGCUAGGUGGCCACUUAUAUUAAGGUGCUCUGCUGGAACCAGGGCUUUUGAAUCCCUCCAAGAAGUUGGAGUGAGGAAGAAGUUCACGCCCGGUUUCAAGGUGCUCACCUGCAUCUGCCAAGGUGCUCAUCUGCACUGUAGGAUAUGUUCUGUUGUAGUGCUGCUUUUGUCUCAACCAGGAUGCCCUUGGUUCCCCAGAAUGAAGGAUCUUCCCAAUGCAGGGCAGGGAAAUUCUGAGACCUCUUAGACCCCAGUUCCCACCAUGCAGGCAGGGGGUGAUGGAGCUGCAGCCCAACAACAUUAGGAAGACAGGCUCCCCAUGCCAGCCUUAUCACCUCUGUCAGGGUGAGUUAGCACAUUCCCCUUGGGGAAAAAUGAGAGAGAAAUCCCACCAUGGGAUUUUCAUAGCAGGCAUUUUUGUGGUUGUCCCUUGCUUUCCCCACAUGGGGGCCUUAUAGAAAUUACCAUCUUAAAACCCGCCUUUUGUAUUGCAUUGAGGAAAGAUUAAGGAACAGAUUGAAGGGUCCUAGCAAGGGGUUAUUCUGCUUGUCCAAAUGGGGAACUCUGGAGACUAGCAUUUUGUAGGGCCAGGUGUGCUGCAGCCCAAGUGCCCAUCCUGGCAAAAACAAAUUAAAAAUCCUGCCUUAGAUAAAUGUGGGUCUAACUGCAUGCACCUGUCAAGACUUGAAUAGCACCUGCUAACUAAGCAUCUGCUCUGCACUGAGCCCUCUGUAUCAUAGCUGCCAAGUUUUCCCUUUUCUCGCGAGGAAGCCUAUUCAGCAUAAGGGAAAAUCCCUUUAAAAAAGGGAUAACUUGGCAGCUAUGCUCUGUAUGCUGCUUGCUAGAUCACCAAAAAACAAAACCCACCCAAAUUUGCAGCUCCAAGUUGGGCAGAGGGGAACACAGCAAAAAAAUAAAAACCAACCACCUUCCAUUUUGUCCCUCCUCUAAUGCAUCCUAUUUGUGCAAAGGCAAUGAUGGCAGUUGCAGUGCUAAAGGUUUUGAUGAGACUGAGAGAAAUGGCCUAGUACUUCAUUCCCAGGUGCUCUAGCAAGGAAAUAAUUCCUGGCCACUAAUCCUUAGCCAUUGGCCAAUCCAGGCAUGUCAAACCUGUGGCCCUCCAGAUGUUUUGGACUACAAUUCCCAUAUUCCCCAACCACUGGUCCUGCUAGCUAGGGAUCAUGGGAGUUGUAGGCCAGAACAUCUGGAGGGCCGCAGGUUUGACAUGCCUGGACUUUAAUCCUUGUUGGGUUCAUGCAUUUCCUUGCACCUGCAGCCGGUUUGCAUACGAGUAGAAUUUGAUAUCUGGAAGAAAAUUCCACAUCUGCAUUUGCAUUACCAUAAAACAACGUUUUGAUCCCUUAGUGCUCCAUAAAUAAGCUUGGAAAUGCAGUUGAAAUACCAGAAGACGUGUGACAGGCUAUGCAGGCCCCUCAGUCCUGAGAGAGUGAUGUUUCUAGAGCUCUUCGUAAUUCGUCCCUGCACAUGACUUAGCAGAAGUGGAAAGAAAUGGGCAAAUGUAGGCACAUUAACAUAAUGCAUCUAGAUGUGUUAGCUAUGCCUGUAGUUGGAGCAGAAUCUGGGUCUUUUAGGAACACAGUAUUUUUGGUCCAUCUGCCCCCUUUCUUCUUAUACAAGGAAUUCCAUGGAGGGGAUGGCCAUGAUUCCUAAUCCUGUUUGGUGCCAGAAAAGUGCUUUUUCAAACUACACUACUUAAGGCAGUUGUGCACUUGCCUUCAAUUGGCUUAAAAACUUGACAGCUGCCUGAAUGGUUUCUUCAGGCCAAGGAGAAUUGGAACCACUCUUGUUACAGAUGUGUGUAUUGCCAAUCUCUGAGCACCUAGCCACCUGCAUACUGGGUAGCUGGUGCUGGAGUGGAAGCGAUAAGGUUUCUGGAGGUGGAAAAGAGAGGGAGAAGCCAGUACUUUAUUCUGGGGUUACUUUGUGCUUGUAGUUGUUUGCCAACGGGUUGCACUGUAGGACCAGUAUGAAGAUGGUCCGUGCUCUAGAAAGUGUGUAUCUGCGGACCAACAUCACUGGUUAGGGUUGUAUCAGAGACUGUUUACAGAGUUAGAAGACAGGGGGCUAAUUUUACCACUCAACAGUCUUGUGCGUGGCAUUGUGGAUUGUUGUUUUCAAAACUUCUCAUGGCCAUUUCAUUGCCCUUUUAAUAACUGUUAUGUCAUGUGGCCACAAUUUUAAACAGAGGUUGGAUGGCCAUCUGUCAUGGAUGCUUUAGUUGAGAUUUCCUGCAUUGUAGGGGGUUGGACUGAAUGACUCUUGGGGUCCCUUCCAACUCUACAAUUUUAUAAUUCUACUAGCUGGCCCGGCCACACGUUGCUGUGGGUCAGUCUGUUAAAUGGACCCUCAGAGUCCCCCUUCAGACUCCCCUCACCUUCAGAGUCCCCCUUCAUUUUGUUGAAAUGUUUUACCACCGGCUUAUCCCUGUGGGUGGGCAUACCCUGUCCCGACCCAUGACCUAUCCCGCCCCCUCCUCCCUCCCAUCCCCCACCCAGGUGAGCCCCCACCUCCACUCGGCCCAGUCUGGAAAGCCAAGCCGAGGUGCUGUGGAGAGGGAAGCUUUCCUAGGUGCAGUACCAGUGUAACCAUCGCUAGAGGGCACUGUUUUGCAACCUCUCCUGUGUUUCCAGCAUCCCCGGCUGUCUGAGUUUUGUGUUCGGGAACAGUGGGUUUUACCUGCUUUACCUACCAUAGGUGUGACAUCUACCUACACAAAUGGUAUGUAAACCCUUGCAUAUUCGCAUGUGAUGUUGUGUCCAAAUUUGAACACAAUCAGUCAAGUGGUUUUGGUGAAAAGUGGAGACCAACAAACAUGUCCCUUUUACAUUUUUAUAUAUAUAGAUUAUUUUUAUCUAAAUAAGAGUUCUGGUUGCUGCAUCCCACCAAAGGCUAUCCUAGUACUGGAAAUGGUGCAGAAACGGGGGUGAGAUGAUCACUGUGUGGUUAGAGCACUUCCCUGCAUCUGGCUGGCCACCGGGACUCUUCAAAACAACCCAACUAUGCAUUUAUCAAGGGGUGCCUUUGGGUCACCCCCGGGUGCAAGUCAAACCACCCCAGGUGCAUCCAAGAGUUCUGUGCAUUGUGCGCAUCACUUGCUUAGCCUCUUCCAUGUGGCACAACCCCAAUCUUACGAUGUCUGUGAGCAAAUGGGGGGGAGGGGGGAGCUAGUCGGUCCUUUCUAUCGCCACCUCUGCCUUUGGCUUACAAAGCCACCCACUCAAGAAAGGCGGUUCAAACUACGGUACUUAUUUCAGGUGGUGCAUGUUCCUUGUUGUCUUCCUUUUUAAGAGUGCAUUAGUGGUGUCCUUUUCUUUUGUCCAUUUCCAGUGGUUUGCCUCUGUUUUUCGUGUUCAAUCACAUUCCGUCCAGUUUGGCCAAGGCCAGCCUAAGGUGUCGCUCCCCCUAGUUAACGCAGGCACACUCCACCAAGAGCUUCUCCUGCACAAGCCAUGGCUCGCAUACACAACAUACGUUUUUAAAAUGCAUUGCUUCCCUCCAGGAAUCCUGGGGGCUGUAGUUUAAUUCUCAUGGAGCUACAAUUCCCAGCAACUGCAACACACUGCUGCUCCCUGGAUCCUUUGGGGAUAGCCAUGCUCUUUAAAUCUAUGUGGUUGUUGUGGCCUCUCUUGACAUGGAGAUGCUCAAUCCGCCGGUCUUAUCCCCCACUCCACUUUCCUUGGAAGCACAGCAGCCACCUCACCUAACCUAGAUAGGGCCAACGCCACGUUCAGCUGCUCAUUACUUGGUGCAGGCCUUAGCUUAAAUUUGCAAUAUUCGUUGGUGGUGAAGCAGCUCCCCUUUUGCAGGGAGAGCCAGUAGAGGACUGUGCAGGUGCUUCUUCGCUCCGUUGCCUUCCCUCCUCCUGGGCCCCUGGGCCUUUUCUCGCACACAUCCCCAGGUGCUAUCUGGCGAACAAAAGAGUGGCAAAGCCAAAGGGAAACUCUGAUCUGCUUCAAGCAGAUUGGAGAACAGCCUUUGCUCUUAAUAAGGGCUGGUCCACUUUCAGAACUGCUUCAGGUUUUUACAGACACUCAACACUGGCUUUUCUAGGCAACAGUGGAGGUUGCUUCAUUUGGGCAAAUUGGGCGCUGCCUCGUCAACUUCUGCCAAGCUCCAGCUGCCACGCUUCUUACUUCAUCCAGCCCAGCAAGAUGGCACAGCCUGCCAUCUUCCUCCUCCUCCUCCAUCUCAGUGUUGCCCUUUAUAGAACUCAGCAAGGAGGAAGAUGGGGACAAAACUAGAAUGCCUUUCCUUGCCUCUGGCUCCCCCUACUGUUGGGCUCCCUGCCUUCUGCCCUACCAACCCCAAUGGGCUGCAACCACCACUAUUUAUAAGCAUGUGGCAGUCACCCACCAGUUCUUCUAAACAGUGGAUAUUUGCCAGGGAGCUGGUGCAUCUCACUGGUGCAAGUCUUCAAGUGUUACGCGGAAUGUACCCUUUAUGGAGGGGGUGGGUUCACUCUUGCUUGGUCCACCAUACACUAAACUCUGCAGCUGUUCCCCUCCCCUGGGACCCCCCCCCUGCUUGUCCAUCCACAUGGGAUCUAGAUCUGUGGUUUUUAAAACCUCCCGGGGUUUCUUGAGGAACCUUAUUAAGUAAGCCCUCCUCACUGAGAUCACUAAUGGCAAACAGGCUUCCUCGGAAGGUGGGUCACCUGCUAUUAGCAAUAUGCCCGUGCUACCACAGAGGGCUUUGAGGUGUUGAGUUUCUCCCUUUUUUCUUUCACUGGUUCUGCCCCUGCACAUUGCAGUUGCUGUGAAAGGCGACAGAGCCCUGAAAUAAGUAGAGCAGAGGGUGGGGGGCGUCCCUCCCCAUGUUCCAAGGUGUGCAUUCAGUUAAUUCACAGGGGCAAUGGUGAGGCUUCUUAGCAUGCUUCGCGUAAUCUGCACCAUGCAAGCAUUCCACAGCAGACUGGUCCCCUGGGGAUCGGGAGUUUUGACAACCAUUGCUUUAGAUGUCUUGAGUGUAAAAUAGUCAGUGUUUUGUUUUCAGUACUUCAACUCACACAGUAAAUCCCUUCGUCUUGCACAAGUCACUGCAUUUUUGCACAAUUGUAUGUGUGUGUGUGUUUAUGGAUCCGGUUUGUGCUCUGAAAUUUCUCAGGUCUGUUAUUGCACCAACCCCCCAAACACAAUAUACUGAAAUGUUUUUGCUCCAAAGGCAAACGGAACCAGCGGAGAUUGUCUUUUGCUGCUUUUGGUCACGAUGACAGUGGCAAACUGAGCACUAAUCAAAACCACGAAAGCCACCCAUUAGCUAUUGUGUCCUCCCAAAGUAUGUGCCCCUUUUCUGAUCCCGCCCCCAUAUUUCACUUUUUAUUUGUGUUGGGUUUUUUUUGUGUGUGUGUGUGUGUGUGUGUGUGUGUAUGCCUGCCUGCCUAUGAAAAUACAUUUUUAAACACUAAGGAGGAUACAGGGACUUCUGAAAGGGAGGGGUGCAGGGUUAGUCCAUGUCACAGACAUGUGUGUGUCCAUCUGCUCUUCAAUGUACUCUUAUAUACUGCAGUCAGUUGUAGUGGUGACAUUUUCCCCCAUCUCAAAAAAUAAACCGGAUUUUCAAAAUAGCGACUCUGCAAUUUUUCCCUGUCAUGGUAGAUGGGGGGGGGGUUGUGUAUCUGUGUGCGAGCGCGCAUGCAUACACACCCACAUCCCAGAGAGUGUAACAUACUUAGCAGGUGUGUGUGCUGUGCAUAACUACAUGGGAGUCAGUUGCUGCUCUGCGAGAAGCAUAGUUCUGCUGCCACACUUUGGAGGCAGGAAUGCCUCUAAAUACCAGUUAUUGUAAACCAACAGAAGGUGAGAGCUCUCUUGUGCUCAAAUGCUGCUUGAGGCAUCUGGUUGGCCAUCGUGAGAACAGGGUGGUGGGCUACAUGGGCCAUUGGCCUGAUCCAGCUGGGAAACCCUGAUGUUCUUAAAUAGAACAAUACCCAAGAACAUAGAAACUAUCCUCCCCUGAGCUAAAACUUUAAGCAAGAGCAGGACUUUGCACUCUGUGUUUUUCUCUGUCAGAAGAGAUAGCUAAGUUGGUUAGAGUGUGGUGCUGAUAACACCAAGGUUGCAGGUUCAAUCCCCAUAUGGGACAGCUGUAUAUUCCUGCAUUGGGGGUGGGGGUGGACUACACGAUUCUACAUCCCUGCCUUGACCAAAUGGCAGCGCAACCCUUAGCAGCUGAGGCAAAAGCAAACCUGAAUCCCCCUGCACCGAAAGCUCUCCCCUGCCCUUGAUCUGCCAGCCAGCAGAACAGCACCAGCAAAGGCUUUUGUAAUCCUUUCCUUUUUUGCAGGAGUGGCGUCCUUGGCCCGCUCCCAGCCAUAAUUCCUCCCCACGCAGCACGGCCUUGUUCCACUGGCACAUUGGUGCUUUUAUUGAGAAUGCAGUCUUGGCUUUACAGGGCAGCACUGGCUUUCCAGAGGGUGCCAGCUCCAAGUGGGAGUAGGACAGGGAUGCCAGACCCUCCCCUAAGCCUCCCCCCCAACCCACGUUGCCAUGGCACUUCCAGACAUUCAGUCUGUCUGAAUC
Molecule: messenger RNA, 14056 nt
Organism: Zootoca vivipara (common lizard)
Lineage: Eukaryota; Metazoa; Chordata; Lepidosauria; Squamata; Lacertidae
Gene: ABCA3
Product: ATP binding cassette subfamily A member 3
Biological process (GO): transmembrane transport; lipid transport
Cellular component (GO): intracellular membrane-bounded organelle; membrane
Molecular function (GO): lipid carrier activity; ABC-type transporter activity; ATP binding
Source: RefSeq, a predicted model, not a curated record